AUACACAUGCAUUCCGGCGUACGCUUGGCUUCGUUGACCUACUACUUAAGAUACACACGUGACACCAUCUCGAAAAGAGAGGGAAAACGUCUAGUGAGAUCGAAAAACAACAAUACCACCCCCCAUUCCCCCCAAACCGCUUCCCCUUCCCACGCACGAUCUCCUAACCAUGGAUGAUCAAGAAAAGUUUGACACAGGAGGGAAAGCAGGGCUCCAAAAGCCAGCUAACCCUGCUAACUUGAGACAGUCUAGCACGAAGCGAGAUAUGUACAACACGAUCUCGAGCACGCCACUCCAGCCGCACCAAUUGCCACGUCGUGGUACCAAAACUACAGCAAGAGGACAAACAGGCUCAGCCAACAGUAGCCCCUGGGGCGAAGCGGCAGCGACUAGUACCCCAGAAAUGCAACUGCUCCGCGACAAAUUCGCUGAACACCCUUAUCCGAUUGCGCCAGUCUCCGAUCAACUGGAUGUUACCAGCAUCCCGAUGUCAUGGCCCAGCACCCCAGACAUGGAACGACACGCUGUACCAAUGGAAGACAGCACACACACCACAAAUCCUCAACACUCCCCAGAAGCCGAACACCAAGAACGGUCCGACUCGGAGAACGAAGAGAUGUGGAUGGAAGACCCGACCCCCGAGGAUGAGGAACACGACAGGAACUGGAAGCUUUUGGAAGAUGCGUCCACGAGUAUGAACGAGGUUACGGAGAGACUAUCACUUGUCGCCCAUGCAGGCUUGUGGGAACAACUCCUCCCGACGUACUCCCAUUGGUUCGCAGGACUGCCCAAAGCCACAUACAAAAGCCGUGGCAAGAAGAUGACCUAGAAAGCCGUCUGGUGGAGGCAGAAGCCAAUGUCUCCAACCUCGCUUCAACAAACGCUUACCUAUCCAAUUGCUUGAAAUCCUUAGAAUCCAAGGUGACCACGGCCCAAACCCAACCCCUGCCAGAGAGGGACCCGGAUACCGUAGCGAAACCAAUGGUGGCCCUGACCGAGUCUUGGGCAAGCGUAGCAGCAAAGAAUCCACCGAAACCGCAACCCAGACUGUUGGGAUACGAGUCACAUGACGAAACUGAACCGGAAUAUCCGGGAAUAUUCUAGGGGUUACUAGGUGCCUGUGUAAGCGCUGGGCAUAGAAGAACCUGGAAUGUUAUUCAGGAGUUUAAACAUGGGUGCUUUAGCACUGUAUGUUCUUUAGUUAGUUACAGUUUCUCUUCUCAUUUCUAUAUUACAUCUGGGUUGCGAG
Messenger RNA from Cantharellus anzutake, 1249 nucleotides. RefSeq lists its product as uncharacterized. The record is from RefSeq and is a predicted model, not a curated record. Bases 170 to 829 code for a protein of 219 amino acids. The transcript has a single exon. Lineage: Eukaryota; Fungi; Basidiomycota; Agaricomycetes; Cantharellales; Hydnaceae.